Messenger RNA from Telopea speciosissima, 1729 nucleotides. Its product is annotated as bZIP transcription factor TGA10-like. The transcript has 11 exons. Gene Ontology annotation, biological process: regulation of DNA-templated transcription; DNA-templated transcription. The coding region runs from base 219 to 1697 and encodes 492 amino acids. NCBI's taxonomy places the organism in Eukaryota, Viridiplantae, Streptophyta, Magnoliopsida, Proteales, Proteaceae. The record is from RefSeq and is a predicted model, not a curated record. Gene Ontology annotation, molecular function: DNA-binding transcription factor activity; sequence-specific DNA binding.
GUCAUCAGAGGUGAGAGAGAGAGAGCAAAGAAGCUUUGUCUUUUGCUUCUUUGUAAUAAAUUCAAUUUCAUUCUAUUCUUUCUUUAUAAGUUAUCAUUUAUUAAACUCUUCGAUCAAAACCGACUCUUUUUUCUUUCUUCUUUCUUUCUCUAAAUCUUUGAUGAUGAAGAUCAGGAAAUGAUCACUAUGGGUGAAAAUAGAAAGUUGUUUUGGUUUUAAUGGAGUUAGCAAGAGCUCCUGAAACAGAGAAGAAAGCUUACUGGGGCCCUCUCAUGGCUUCUAAUAAAGGCAACAACAACAACUAUCAAAGACAAUUGCAACAACAACAACAACAACAACUACAACUACAUCAAGAACAACAACAGCAGCACCUGCAAGACCAAAUUUCUUAUGGGUUGAUGCAGCAAUCCUCAUCAUCUUCCAUCAAUGGAAAUUUCAUAAAUAAAGAUACAGGAGCUUAUGACUUGGGUGAAUUAGAUCAAGCCCUCUUUCUCUAUCUCGAAGGACAACAACAACAACAACACUCAUCAUCUCAAGAACAAAGACAGAAUUCAGGGUUCAGGCCACCAACUCUGAACAUUUUCCCUUCUGAGCCUAUGCAUGUAGAGCCAUCAACAAAGGGAAGUAGUGUUGUUUCAGCUUCACCAACAAGCAGUGGUUCAAAGAGAUCAUCAGAGCCAUCAAUGGAGUUGGCCAACCAGCAAAGAACUGAUCAUGUCCCUUCUGGUCAUGAACAAGCAAAGACGGUCAAGCAGCGUGAAGGAAAUCGGAAGGGACCAAAAUCUAUUUCAGAGCAUGAAGGGCCCAAAACACCAGACCCUAAGACACUUAGAAGGCUUGCUCAGAAUAGAGAAGCAGCUCGAAAAAGCAGGCUAAGGAAAAAGGCAUACGUACAGCAGCUUGAGUCAAGUAGGAUUAAGCUCACUCAUCUUGAACAAGAGCUCCAUAGGGCUAAAUCCCAAGGUAUGUUCUUUGGAGGAGGAGCCCUUCUAGGGGACCAAGGUCUCUCCUCUGGCAUUAACAAUAUCAGCUCAGAUGCCGCAGUUUUCGACAUGGAGUAUGCGAGGUGGCUCGAGGAUCACCACCGGCUCAUGUGCGAGCUCAGAGCUGCGGUGCAAGGACACCUGCCGGAGAACGAGUUACGACUCUUUGUGGACAAUUGCCUUGCACACUAUGAUGAAAUGGUGAAUCUCAAGAGCAUGGUCUUGAAAUCAGAUGUGUUUCAUAUUGUCUCCGGCAUGUGGAAGACACCCGCGGAGCGGUGCUUCCUGUGGAUGGGUGGAUUCCGGCCAUCAGAGCUUAUCAAAAUUAUUCUGAAUCAUAUAGAGCCAUUAACGGAGCAACAGAUCUUAGGGAUAUGUGGGUUACAGCAGUCUACACAGGAGGCUGAGGAAGCUCUGACGCAAGGGCUUGAAGCACUUCACCAGUCUCUUUCCGACACCAUUGCUUCAGAUGCGCUAAGUUCCCCUUCUAACAUGGCCAACUAUAUGGGCCAGAUGGCUUCUGCCAUGAACAAGCUCUCCACCCUCGAAGGUUUCGUGAGACAGGCGGAUAAUUUGAGGCAGCAGACACUGCACCGGAUACACCAGAUCUUGACGACUCGACAAGCUGCGAGGUGUUACGUGGCCAUCGCUGAGUACUUCCAUCGGCUCCGAGCUCUCAGCUCUAUUUGGUGUUCUCGACCACGCCAAGAAUAAAAUACCAUUUUCUAUGAUCGAUAUCAUCUCCU